UUUUUUUUAGUUUAUUGAGGAUGGCAGUCGGAGAAUGGUAUUGAUAUAAUGGCGUUUGUUCUUUUUUCUUUUUCGAUAAAUGCUGAAUGACAUUGGUCUUUGUUUUAGAAGUAUGCUGCACCCUAAGAACAAUGCCUUGCUCUCAAGUCUCCGAGUACCUAAAUUGGUGAUGUACUAAAGUUCAGUUUGAACUGGUGGACAUGCACAUCAAAAGACGUUUGACUAUUUGAAUCCAAACAUUCUUUAUUUCUUUAUGUUUGUUCCUGAUAGCCUAUCUUGGAUUUGAAAAGAAGACCCGUAUUGGCCGGGCACCAAGUGUACUCUUUUUUCUAUAGCAAAGGCAUAUUAAGCCAAAGAAGGAAUUUUUUUCUUCGAACAAUUUCAAUGUCCUUGUUGAGAGUGAGCUCUAUAAGACGUCUAGAGGUCUCUUAUUUAAUCUUCGAAUGGUAGGUCUCAUUUGGUUCCUGGCUAAAGAUGCACCUUUGAUUAUUUGGUUAUACGUGUAUUCCCUAGACAUUAUUUUCAAUCUCUAGGGUGCUUAGUUAUCUUAAAACUCUCUAAUGUCUUCUUUGACGAUCAGUAAUAUUUUACUAAAUAGAGAAGAUAGAGUCAAACUAUCAAUAACCCAUUGUUAACGCUUUAAUAUAUUCACAAGUAUCCUAUAGCUAAAUCUAUUACUCAACAUUUCUAAUUUGGCCUAUGGUAUUUUUAAAAGUUCAACGGAAUCAUACUAAUUAAAAAAGGAAAAAUAGUUUUGACUUUUUAAAUAACAAUGUCAAUGAUAAUUCAUUUUCGCUAUGGAGGAGGAUCAGUUCGGGAGGAAAAAAACCGUCGGGGGGGUUUGGGGUUGGGAGGUUUGACCAUUUACAAUCAAAUAAAUUAAAUGGAUAAAAAACACUUUCUCCAUUUUUUAAAAUUUUUAAUUCUAAUUCUCCACAUCACAUAUUUUGAAAUAAUAAAAUCAACGAGCAUUUCAAUACAUUCUAAAAGAUCGUAAGAUUUAAAAGUUCCUUUUCUUUCUUAAACUCUCCGCAACAACGACGACAUACCCAGAAGCGUAUUCCCAUAAAGUGAAAUUUGAGAAGAGUAAAGUGUAUGCAGUCCAUAUUACUAUCUCAAAUGAAAUAGAAAAGUUGUUUUCUCCAGUAAAAUUAGAUUCUUAAAUUAAAACGUGAAAUGUUAAAUCAAAAUUAGUGAAAUAAUGUUAGUUGGCUAAUUCAUUUUAUUAAAAGGAAAUAAAGAGCCAUCCAUGGUAUUUUGGCGGGGGUUUAGUUUAGUUUGGAGGGAAGCAAAAACGGACAUUGUUUUUGUUCCAUGCAAUACGCAACUGGAGUACUUACUAGUAUUACCCAAAACCCCAUGCGUUUCCAUUUUUCUCCCACCAAACUCAUCAAAAUUUCCCCCCCUCCCCCCCCCCCCCCCCCUUUCAAAACCCUAAUUCUCAAUUUCCAUAACUAGGGUCGUUUUGCAUGUAAAAUGCCUCUCGACUCGCCGGCCGUCACGCAGAAUGAUACUGACCUAGGCCCAAAUGAGUCUGAACCGAGAUCACAACUCACCAAAAUUGCUAACCCUUCCGAAGAUUUUGAAAAGAAGGCUUCAAGCAAGAGACUGAAAGAUGUUGAAAUUUAUGUCCCAAUAGUCUAUGGAACAAUUGCGUUUUGGCUUGGCAAGAAAGCCACUGAAACUCAGUCACAUAGGUGGUCAGUAUAUGUUCGUGGGGCAACAAAUGAGGAUCUUAGUGGGGUUAUCAAGAAAGUUGUUUUUCAAUUGCAUCCAAGCUUUAAUAAUCCUGUUAGAGUGGUAGAAUCACCCCCCUUUGAGUUGUCAGAAUGUGGUUGGGGUGAAUUUGAAAUUGCGAUAUCCCUUCACUUCCAUGAUGAUGCUGGUGAAAAGAAGUUGGAUUUGUAUCAUCAUUUGAAGUUAUACGCAGAGAAUGAGCAUGGUCCCCAGUCAACAAAGAAACCUGUUGUUGUGGAAACCUACAAUGAGGUUGUAUUCCCUGAUCCUCCCGAGGAUUUCUUUUCUCGUAUCCAGAACCAUCCUGCAGUAGUCGUGCCACGGCUUCCUGCAACAUUUAAGUUGCCUCCUGCACCGAUUGAGGAUCUGCACGAGUCGAAGAGAGGUGAUACGAAAAACCAUCCUCUUAGUCCAUGGUUCAUCAAUUUCUCUGAGGCCGAUGAACUCUUAAAACUCACAGCAGCUCGUCAGAGGGUUCAAGCUCACAUUGUUAAGCUGAGAAGGCAGUUAAGUGUGAUGGAUGAGCAACCCCCUACAUGCAAACUGGAUUCUGAUUAGAGUAUGUACAUGAUUGGUCGGUCACAUAAAGAACAUGUGAUGUUCUUUUGUACAUGUUGACAAGCUCAGUUAGUGGAAGUUUGUCUUCGUUUCUCCAUCCAUGUCUUGUUAAAAUCUCCAUCUGACCCUUCCAUUACACCCCCACCCCCCUCUCGGUCCCUCCUUUCAUUUCUAUCUCCUCCUUACGCUGUGUAUUACAGGCUGUACUAUGUCCUGGAUAACGCAGGAUAUUUUCUGUAACAUCUAGGAUAUUUGUGUUAGUCCGGUUCCUCUGUAAAGAAGAUUGUUACCAAGGUUUGUGGUUAAACUAUUUGUCAAAUGAAAUGGAAGAAAAAACCCUGACUAAAGUUUUA
Molecule: messenger RNA, 2648 nt
Organism: Capsicum annuum
Lineage: Eukaryota; Viridiplantae; Streptophyta; Magnoliopsida; Solanales; Solanaceae
Product: transcription initiation factor TFIID subunit 14b
Exons: 6
Coding region: 1477-2295 (272 amino acids)
Biological process (GO): regulation of DNA-templated transcription
Source: RefSeq, a predicted model, not a curated record